AUGGAAGACAUAAUAAUAAUUGGUAGUGGGCCAGCGGCGUAUAGUGCAGCUUUGUAUACAAUGGAUAGAAAACCUGUUUUGUAUGAAGGAAGGCUUGUUGGUAAUAAUGGACCUGGUGGACAGCUGACUACGACUACAGCUGUGGAUAAUUAUCCUGGGUUUCCUGAUGGAACGAAUGGACCUAGGAUGAUGGAGUUAAUGAAGGAGCAGGCACUGUCUAGAGGAUUGCGGAUUGUUGAGGAGACAGUCAGCGAGAUUAGGAGGAUUGGAGAUGAGUUUAUUGUUGUUAGCGAGUUUGGAGAGGAGCGACUAACAAGAAGUGUGAUAGUAGCGACUGGAGCAUCUGCAAGAAGGCUUUUUGUGACGGGCACUGGAGAUGAUGAGUUCUGGCAGCGAGGGGUGAGCUCGUGUGCGGUGUGCGAUGGAUUUGCAUAUGUGAAUAAGGUGGUGUGUGUUAUUGGAGGAGGUGAUGCAGCAAUGGAGGAGGCACUGUACCUGGCGAGUAUUGCAAAGAAGGUGUAUGUCAUACACAGAAGGAAUGAGUUCCGUGCACGAUGGGACAUGGUUGAGAAGGCAAGGAAGGCAAAGAAUGUGGAGUUUCUGAUUCCAUAUGUGCUUGAGAGAGUGAGUGGAACGAGCGUGGUUGAGAGGAUCCAUAUUCGAAACACACAGACAGGAGAGGAGAACAGUAUGGAGAUGGAUGGCGUAUUCUUUGGGAUUGGACAUGAUCCUAACACUGGGUUUUUGAGUGGAAGUGGAGUUGAGCUUGAAGAGGACGGAUAUAUUGCAACAAGGGAUGGGGUUUUUACGAGUGUUAAGGGGAUAUUUGCAGCAGGAGAUGUAUGUGACAAGAAGUACCGACAGGCAGUGACAGCGGCAUGCUCUGGAGCGGAGAGUGGAAUACGAGUGAAUGAGUACUUGGAUAUGGAAUAA
This is a messenger RNA of Ordospora colligata OC4, 933 nucleotides long. RefSeq names its product thioredoxin reductase. The record is from RefSeq and is a predicted model, not a curated record. Gene Ontology annotation, cellular component: cytoplasm. Gene Ontology annotation, biological process: removal of superoxide radicals. Gene Ontology annotation, molecular function: thioredoxin-disulfide reductase (NADPH) activity. The transcript has a single exon. Lineage: Eukaryota; Fungi; Microsporidia; Ordosporidae. Bases 1 to 933 code for a protein of 310 amino acids.